UAUGUAUUCCUAGCGCGUUCCCGUGGGGCCGGAAGUGGCUCCGCCUCUCUCGGAGGCGAAAGAUGAUAGAGAGUAGUUUUGGCGGGAGCUGAAGAAAUCGGGAGUUCAGGAGAGAGCUGGGCGCGGGCAGCGCGCGCUUGCCUCGAGCAGGCGCUGCAUAUUGCAAAGACACCAUCAAUAUCUGGCACUCUUUCACCACAGAGAGACAAAACUCUGUGGUGCUGCUUCUGGAACUUCUGCUGCUGGAGCAGCCAAGUGUGUGAAGUGGAACAAAGUGCCCCCAGGUAGGUGCCACGGCUCCCUGGUGUCCAGGAUUUGUCAAGCCCUGCUUUAAGAGAUACAUGUUAUAUUAACUCCUGGAUCAGGCUAGUGAGAAACAGCAGCAAUGCAGGCAUUUCUGAAAGGUCCAUCUUCAAUCAGCACCAAGCCCCUUUCUGCCAAGGAACGCGGAACAGCUGCCACUGCAGGAAGCAGUGGGGAGGGCAGGAGGCUCAGACCCAUUCCUUGGGUGGAAAAAUACCGCCCAAAGUGUGUGGAUGAAGUUGCAUUUCAAGAGGAAGUUGUUGCCGUGUUGAAGAAAUCCUUAGAGGGAGCUGAUCUUCCCAAUCUCUUGUUCUAUGGCCCACCUGGAACUGGCAAGACGUCAACUAUUUUGGCAGCAGCUAGAGAACUCUAUGGGCCUGAGCUGUACCGGCAGAGAGUCCUUGAAUUAAAUGCAUCUGAUGAACGUGGAAUACAAGUUGUUCGAGAGAAAGUGAAGAGAUUUGCUCAGCUUACAGUGUCGGGAAGCCGUUCAGAUGGCAGGCCCUGUCCCCCUUUUAAGAUUAUAAUCUUGGAUGAAGCGGACUCCAUGACUUCAGCAGCGCAGGCAGCUUUAAGGCGCACCAUGGAGAGAGAAUCCAAAACGACACGCUUCUGCCUUAUCUGUAAUUACAUCAGCCGGAUAAUAGAACCCAUAACAUCUCGAUGCUCUAAAUUUCGUUUCAAGCCCCUUUCAGACAAAACCCAAUGGCAGAGACUUCUAGACAUUGCUGAAAAGGAGAAUGUGACAAUCAGCACCGAGGCAGUAUCUUACCUUGUUCAAGUGUCUGAAGGAGACUUGAGAAAAGCAAUCACUCUUCUUCAAAGUGCGAUGCGAUUAACAGGCGGGAAAGAGGUUACUGAGAAGACAGUUGCUGAAAUCGCAGGGGUUGUCCCUGAAGAAAUCUUGGAUGGACUACUAGCCGCCUGUCAGAGUGGUUCAUUUGAAAAACUGGAAGUUGCCACAAAGAAUCUGAUCAAUGAAGGUUAUGCAGCUACACAGCUUAUAAACCAGCUUCAUGAUAUCAUUGUUGAGAGGGAGAAUCUCAGUGAUAAGCAGAAAUCUGUUAUUGCAGAGAAACUUGCUGAGACAGACAAAUGCUUGGCAGACGGUUCUGAUGAGUUCUUGCAGUUGAUCAGCCUGUGUGCAGUUGUGAUGCAGCAACUAACUCAAAAUAACUAACUGCAGGGAGAAAAGACUUCUUGAUGGCUCUAGCAGGAGCUGGACAUGUUGCUUUAAUCAUUUUGGCAGAGCAGCUAUUUGUGUAUUACUUAUAAUAAAAUACAACUACAUUGUC
Messenger RNA from Hemicordylus capensis (graceful crag lizard), 1598 nucleotides. RefSeq names its product replication factor C subunit 4 (gene RFC4). Lineage: Eukaryota; Metazoa; Chordata; Lepidosauria; Squamata; Cordylidae. Gene Ontology annotation, molecular function: DNA clamp loader activity; ATP binding; ATP hydrolysis activity. Gene Ontology annotation, cellular component: nucleus; DNA replication factor C complex. The transcript is spliced from 13 exons. The coding region runs from base 386 to 1483 and encodes 365 amino acids. Gene Ontology annotation, biological process: DNA-templated DNA replication; DNA repair. The record is from RefSeq and is a predicted model, not a curated record.